AUGUCUACGAUAGAGCACGUUAUUUCAAAUCCGAAUUACCAUGAUUAUCUCGCCAUCGUAAAGGGCGCUCGCAAUGGCCUGGUAUACGGUGCUAAAGUGCGAUUCCCUCACGCACUCAUUAUGGCUAUUCUGUUUGGGCGCGGCGACUGGCUCUCCCGGCUGAAGAUGGUACUCAAAGCGACCAGAACCCACGCGCUCAAUUUAGCAAAGUUCGUGGCGUUGUACAAGGCCCUGCUGCUACUUCAGAAGAAGGCCAGCGGAGGGAAAGAACGCGACCUGGAUACGUUCAUUGCGGGCCUAUUAGGAGGAUACAUCGUAUUCGGCGAACGUACAGCAAUCAACGAGCAGAUUGUCCUGUACGUGUGCUCCCGAGUCGUCGCGUCCUUCAUCCCGCGUGAUACAUCGUGGGCAUCAUCCAAGCCUCCGGGUAAACCGCUACCGCCCAACGCGCGGGCAUUUUCCAUCUUCGCGGCUUUGUCAUGGGGCGCAGUUAUGUGGCUCUUCAAUAACCGUGGAGAAACGAUACAACCCGGGAUGUUCAAUUCGAUGACAUAUCUGUACCGCGACUCCGAGCGAUGGCAGGACUUGCGGACUCUGUUGUGGCACAACACGUAG
This is a messenger RNA of Punctularia strigosozonata HHB-11173 SS5, 615 nucleotides long. RefSeq names its product peroxisomal membrane protein 4. Lineage: Eukaryota; Fungi; Basidiomycota; Agaricomycetes; Corticiales; Punctulariaceae. The record is from RefSeq and is a predicted model, not a curated record. Gene Ontology annotation, cellular component: peroxisomal membrane. The transcript has 3 exons. The coding region runs from base 1 to 615 and encodes 204 amino acids.